Molecule: messenger RNA, 2163 nt
Organism: Tricharina praecox
Lineage: Eukaryota; Fungi; Ascomycota; Pezizomycetes; Pezizales; Pyronemataceae
Exons: 2
Coding region: 42-1721 (559 amino acids)
Biological process (GO): threonyl-tRNA aminoacylation
Cellular component (GO): cytoplasm
Molecular function (GO): ATP binding; threonine-tRNA ligase activity
Source: RefSeq, a predicted model, not a curated record
AUGCUCAACCGAAAGCCAACGUCUCCCCCGCAUUUCCCUCAAUGCGACUCUCAACAUGCUCCCUCCUUCUGCGGCGGUCCUUCCAGCCAUCACCUGCAACUUCCAGACUCCUGGCAAGAUGCCUACCUCCUCGGUUCCGCAACUACUCCUCACACGCUGAUCCGGCACCUCCGAUACCCAGAGCGAGCACCAUAGACACCACAACUGCGGCACCUCCAGUGUCCACGAAACCCGAUACUACCGGUAUCGCCGCUACGGCACCUCCGAAAGUUGAGUCAGACGUAGCGGACACCACCAAUGCGUCGCCCGCCAAACAGCCGAAGGCCGAGGCCGAGGCCGAGCUGCCGCCAGAUCAUCGCACGAUAGCCACAGCGCAACAGCUGCUGACAACAACCCACUACUCACCGGGGUCGCCGCUGUUUCUUCCGCACGGCACACGCAUCUACACCAAGCUUGUGGACUUCCUGCGCUCGCAGUAUGCGCUCCACGGCUUCCAGGAGGUGCUGUCGCCGAAUAUCUACAAGAAGUCGCUGUGGGAGACAUCGGGGCAUUGGGAGAACUUCAAGGAGGACAUGUUUGAGGUUACUGGGCGCGGGAUAGGCGCUGUCAAGGAUGAGGGUACGGUAGAGGGCCAUGAAGAGGAAUAUGGCCUCAAGCCGAUGAAUUGUCCCGGACACUGCCUCAUGUUCAAGGCCUCUGGCGGCGGAAGGAGCUUGCGGGAUUUACCCGUGCGAUAUGCGGACUUCUCGUCGCUCCAUCGGAAUGAAAACUCCGGCUCGUUGAGCGGUCUCACCCGUGUUCGGAGAUUCCACCAGGACGAUGGCCAUAUCUUCUGCCGGCCUAUACAAAUCGCGCAAGAGAUCUCUGCCACACUCCAGUUCAUCGAGACGACGUACAGGGUUUUCCAUCUGCCGAAGCCGGAGCUGGUGCUUUCGACCAGGCCAGAGAACUAUAUCGGAGAGCUCGAAGAGUGGGAUCGCGCUGAGGCUGCGCUCAAGAAAUCACUUGAGGAAUCCGGACAGGCAUGGACCGUGAACGAAGGAGAUGGCGCAUUCUACGGGCCCAAGAUCGACAUCAUGAUCUCGGACUCGGACGGAAAGAAGCACCAAACGGCCACUGUGCAGCUCGACUUCCAGCUCCCCCGGCGCUUCGAGCUCGAGUACCUUGCACCCGCGCCUGCCAGCGAGCAAAAGGGCAUUCUCUCGGAAGACCCCGCCGAGCUGAACGAGUCCGGAUUCGUCACGCCCGUCAUCAUCCACCGCGCCGUGAUGGGCUCACUCGAGCGCUUCAUGGCGCUGCUAAUCGAGCACUACAACGGCAAAUGGCCGUUCUGGCUCUCCCCGCGCCAGGCAAUCGUCAUCCCCGUCGCCAUGACCGACGAGAUCGUGGCGUAUGCGCACAAGACUCUGGCCACCAUCUCCGGCGUGGAAAACAAGGACCUUACGCAACCGCAGUCCAUGAGCAAGCGCACCUUCCACGUCGAUAUCGACACGACCACCAGCUCGCUGUCGAAGAAGAUCCGCAAGGCAAAGAAUAUGCAGUACAACCACAUCAUUGUCGUCGGCGAGAGAGACGUAAAGGCUGGGACGCUUAAUGUCAACACCGCCGCACCCGCGAAAUACGUCCUGAACAAGGUACAGCAGGCGUCGAAAACGUCGGCUGAUAUGACCGCCGAACAGCUGUACGACCACUUCAUCAAGCUGGAGGAUAGAUAUGAGUGAUUUCUCGGUAGCUUGUCCGAGAAAGGGGGGGAGAUCAACCGGCUCCUGUGUGUUUUUUUAUGCAGGGCAAAUGUAUGUACGAUAGAUAUCUAGCAACAAGGAGAAAAGGAGAAAAAACAAGGACCGAUCGACAUGAUGUAUAGUAUUCUAGAAGGAUGAGUGAGUGAGUGGGUGUGGCGGUGGCUUGUAUGAAUUUCGGCGAAGCAGGUCCGAGUCGGGGAGCAGGCUUGUGUGUGCUGAUCCUGAUGGAUGGCUUAGAAGUUCGAACCCCUUUUAAUGGUUCCAUCGGACCUUCUAGAUUGAUUCUAUGCGGCAUUGAGUGAGAGAGUAUUGCGGGGGAAAGUAUUGACGGCCCGGCCGGUUGAGAUGGGUUGUGAGAUGGGCAAUGUCGGAUUUUUGCCCCGGCCCCGGCCCCGGACUCGACCCCGACCUCCAAUUCACC